This is a messenger RNA of Copidosoma floridanum, 2380 nucleotides long. RefSeq lists its product as uncharacterized. The record is from RefSeq and is a predicted model, not a curated record. Lineage: Eukaryota; Metazoa; Arthropoda; Insecta; Hymenoptera; Encyrtidae. Gene Ontology annotation, molecular function: histone deacetylase binding. Gene Ontology annotation, cellular component: cytoplasm; nucleus.
CGUAGAUCCACCGUAGCGUGAAGAUCACAACGAGUGAAAUGCGAUAAAAUCGCAAAAGAAGAAACUACUCUCAAUUGACAAUGGCGCAAAGCCAGCAUCUGGAGGUCAACCCCGACCUAAACGAGGACAAGGGCUUCGUGUGGCGAGCCGUGCCCAAGAUGCCCCGCAGCUACAAGCACCUCCACCGGGUCAACGGGAAGUGCAGCUACCUGUCGGUUCGUUACUACCGGGAGGCGCGGGACCGCUGUUACGACGAGUCCGGGGUAGUUAACAACCGCAUCCUCGACCCAACGAGCGCGACGAAGGUCCUCUCGCUGGUGAACGCCAGUUUGGCCUUCGCGCAUCCCAACUCGGCCCACCUGCCCGAGGUGUACGAGCUCCAGGCGCUCGUGCAAACCCGGUGGAGGAACCUCCCCGCCGGGCCGGUCCUCGCGCCACCACCCAAGAUCAUAUACAGCGGGGUGCGGGACACCCUCGACAUCGUGGCCGCCCGGGUAGUGGCCAGGCGCCACGUCGCACCCAUGGAGGGGCUGGCCAUUGAGGACGCCGUGGUAGCCACGGUCAACCCUAACAAGAUUUACCUGCUCUGCGCCCACUGCCUCGGCCUGUGUCUGAGCGCCGUGGCCUGCGCCAGGUGCAGCCGGGUGGUUUACUGCUCGGAGCGGUGCCGGGAGUACGCCCGGGUCAAGUACCACAACCGCGAGUGCAAGCUCGUGGGCUACUUGUGGGAGGACGACGACGACAGGCUGGGCUGUUUGGCGCUCGCGCGGCUGCUCCUCGUCGCCGUGGACGACGUGGGCAGCCUCGAGAACUUGGUCGCUGCCGUGUACGGACCUACGGAUCUGUCCGGUCUGGAUGACGUGCACGUAAACCUACAUCCGGCGAUCGUGUACCAGCAGAGGCGCGUGGACCUGUCCGAGGAGUUGGAGGAAAACACGGGAGACGAGGUUUUUGGGAGCGCGAGAGAGAGAAGGGUGUUCUCGAUCAUUUGCGAGAUCGUGUUCGUCCUGGCCACGAGGACCACGUUUUUCGGUCGGCGCUUGUCCGGUUUCAGAGACAAAGGCAUCCACCAACUUCUCUGUGCUCACGAGGGGACCGUCCUCGCCGUGAUUCUACUCUGGCGGAGCUACUUCAUGUUCCCGCGAAGUUACCACUCGUUCGUGGCUCUUUGUCCCGUUUGCAACAAAACCAGCUACGCAGGGAUCGGCGUGUACCCGUUCAGUGGAUACUUUGAGUACAGCUGCAACCCAAACGCGAGCUACUUCAUUUCCAAAGACAAUCAGUUGAUUGUUUACGCCACCCAAAAGAUAUACGGUGGCUAUAAGGUAAAGCUACCUUACGUCGAUCGCAACGUCAUUAAUCGCGGACCGAACAACAACCCUGGAUUUUUCAAACGCCACUGCAGCACCGACUGCAAAUGCUCAAACUACUUGUACGCCGUUUAAUUCCUUUCGUUUUUCAUCUCUCAGAUUUUAAACACAUUUCAAAGCUCAAUUUCAUGUUAUCGUCCGACCUCCAAGUACUUAUUUUUCGGAGGGUUCUUUUUUUUUUUAUUCAGCGUCAUUAGGAAUCGUUUUAGUUCUAAAUGUUGUUUUUUAAAUUCUCACACCCUCUUUUAAAAUGCCUUCGAUAAAUUGUAACGCACUAACUUUUUCUUUGCAUGUAAUUUUUAUAACGCGUAGGUUUUUUUUUUUUUUUUUUUUUUUACCAGCAAAAAACUUUUCUCGGCACUAUGUAUAAAAUGUUUAACAGUUCAGGACAAACGCUAGAUUAUUUUCAUGCAGUAAAUUAAAAAAACAAGUCUUGAUUGUUGAAACCGUCCUCUUGAAAUUUCAAAUGUAGUCGUUUCAACAAACUAUGUAAUAUUUAACCACCGUUUAUCGUCUGCUUUGUCGGUAAAUAGUUACAUAUAGUUGUAUGUACUAUAUAUAUUUGUGUGAAUCACUUGUUGAUAACGUGGGUGUGUUUGUGAUAAACACAAUUUCACUUUUCUGGCCAACAAGUAAAGGUUAUACGUAUUCGUGGCACUGGACGAUACCUUUGUAGAUCGAAGACAACAUUUAUUUACCUGCGACUAUAAGUGUAAGUAUUGCAGCAGUUUUCAAGUGGAUCAUAAAAAAAGUAAGCUUAGCAGUGUAAUAAUAUAACUACUUGGAGGGUUAAAGGUAUUCAACAAAACGUAUAUUUUUGUUUUUUAGAUGAUCAUCUUUCAAAAGAAUUUGAGCUUUUUUACAUUUUCUUAUUUUCCUUUUUUACUUUGACAUAAUCAUUUUCAUGAUUGAACGUAAAUGUAUACAUUCAUAACACUUGUAUUGUUUGUCAUUAUUUAUCAAACUGUGUAUUAUUUAUGAUUUUGGAUUAAAAAUAUUUUAAUAAUAAU